AUGCUCCGCGAUUUCACUGUCCGUACUGUCCUUACGAGUGGAAGGUUUUAUGGCUAUAAUAACUAUAGUAAUAAUAGCUCCCCGGAUCCGUAUACACUUAGACGUAGUUUUUCAGAUAUCUCAUUACAUAGUCCUGACAAUUUCGAUCUCGACAAUAUUGCUUAUGAGGGUUCGAAUGAGUUAGGAGAAUUAGUGGGACACAGCAGUAACGGCUUGCCGGAGUGGAAAAUAUCCAAAUUACCAACUCAUAAAUAUGGGAAAAACCCCAAAUUCAAGUGGUGGUGGCAAAAGAAAAAGAAGUUUGUCGCCAAUGAUACUCAGUGUUCGAUAUGUCUAGUCGACUACGAGAAGGGAGAUAAGAUGAUCACUUUGCCAUGUAAGCAUAUCUACCACAAGGAUUGCAUAUCACGGUGGUUGAAAGAAAACAGGGUAUGCUGCGUGUGCAAACGAGAGGUUUUCUAAUAUAUUAAUGCUAAUUCUCGUCGGAUAAUAAUGAUUAACAAUGUAUUUUAUUCGCAUGGUAAAUUUUAGUUUAUCACUAAAAAAAUAUAGUUAUUAACUA
Camelina sativa (false flax) is the source of this 562-nucleotide messenger RNA. The record is from RefSeq and is a predicted model, not a curated record. Lineage: Eukaryota; Viridiplantae; Streptophyta; Magnoliopsida; Brassicales; Brassicaceae.